Molecule: messenger RNA, 3466 nt
Organism: Eurypyga helias (sunbittern)
Lineage: Eukaryota; Metazoa; Chordata; Aves; Eurypygiformes; Eurypygidae
Product: CAP-Gly domain-containing linker protein 1-like
Biological process (GO): cytoplasmic microtubule organization; positive regulation of microtubule polymerization
Cellular component (GO): microtubule plus-end; nucleus; cytoplasm
Molecular function (GO): microtubule plus-end binding
Source: RefSeq, a predicted model, not a curated record
GAAACAUCCUCCCGGUAUGCAAGAAAAAUUUCUGGUACCACAGCCCUGCAGGAGGCUCUGAAGGAGAAGCAGCAACACAUCGAACAGCUCUUGGCAGAAAGGGACCUGGAGAGGGCGGAAGUUGCAAAAGCAACCAGUCACGUAGGGGAAAUAGAGCAGGAAUUGGCACUUGUUCGCGAUGGACAUGAUCGGCAUGUACUGGAGAUGGAAGCAAAAAUGGACCAGCUACGGGCUAUGGUGGAGGCUGCUGACAGGGAGAAAGUGGAGCUGCUCAAUCAGCUGGAGGAAGAGAAAAGGAAAGUUGAAGACCUUCAGUUCCGUGUGGAAGAAGAAUCCAUUACCAAAGGAGACCUAGAGACGCAGACCAAACUGGAGCAUGCCCGCAUUAAGGAGCUUGAACAGAGCCUGCUCUUUGAAAAGACCAAAGCUGACAAACUCCAGAGGGAGUUAGAAGACACUAGGGUGGCCACGGUGUCAGAAAAAUCUCGCAUCAUGGAGCUCGAAAGAGAUCUAGCAUUGCGGGUGAAGGAAGUAGCUGAGCUUCGAGGGAGAUUAGAGUCUAGUAAACACACUGAUGAUGUGGACACUUCUCUUUCAUUGUUACAAGAAAUAAGUUCUUUGCAAGAAAGAAUGGCAGCAGUUAGCAAAGAACAUCAGAAUGAGGUGAAUUCGCUGAAAGAGAAGUUUGGAAUUAGCGAAGAAGCAUUGCAGAAAGAGAUCAAAUCACUUGCAGCUUCAAAUGAGAGGAUGGCAAAGGAAAACGAAUCCCUGAAAACCAAGCUGGAUCACGCCAACAAGGAGAAUUCCGAUGUAAUAGAGCUGUGGAAGUCGAAGCUGGAAUCUGCAAUUGCCUCCCAUCAGCAAGCAAUGGAAGAACUGAAAGUUUCUUUCAGCAAAGGGGUAGGGGCUCAGACAGCUGAAUUUGCAGAGCUAAAGACUCAGAUUGAGAAGAUAAAAUUAGAUUAUGAAAAUGAAAUGUCAAAUCUAAAACUGAAGCAGGAAAAUGAAAAAUCUCAUCAUUUAAAAGAGAUUGAAUCACUGAAAGCAAAACUGUUGGCAGUCACAGAGGAGAAAGAGCAAAACCUGGAAAGCCUGAAGACCAAACUGGAAAGUGUGGAAGAUCAGCAUCUGGUAGAAAUGGAAGACACUUUAAACAAAUUGCAGGAAGCUGAAAUAAAGGUAAAGGAGCUAGAGGUACUGCAAGCCAAGUACAGUGAACAAACCAGAGUUAUUGAUAGUCUUACACCACAGAUCAGAGCUGCUGAAGAAAAGCUUUUGGACCUUGCUGCACUUCAGAAAGCCAGUUCUGAAGGUAAAUUGGAAAUCCAGAAACUUAGCGAGCAGCUUGAGGCAGCUGAGAGACAAAUUCAGAAUUUAGAGGCUGAAAAGGCUAGUAAUCUGGCCAGAGAACUGCAGGGCAAAGAGCAAAAGCUUCUUGACCUUGAGAAAAACUUGAGUGCAGUAAAUCAAGUUAAAGAUUCUUUGGAAAAGGAACUUCAAGUUUUGAAAGAAAAGUUUACUAGUGCAGCUGAUGAAGCAGAAAACGUUCAACAAACUAUGCAAGAAACAAUAAAAAAACUAAGCCAAAAAGAAGAGCAGUUUGCAGUCAUGUCUUCAGAACUGGAACAGCUGCAGUCUAGUUUGACUGUGAUGGAGAAGAAAUUGAAGGAGCGAGAAGAGAGAGAACAGCAACUGACUGAAGCUAAAGCCAAACUGGAGAACGAUAUUGCGGAGAUCAUGAAGUCCUCAGGAGACAGCUCUGCCCAGCUUACGAAGAUGAACGAUGAGCUCCGCUUGAAAGAAAGGCAGUUGGAGCAAAUACAACUUGAGCUUACAAAAGCAAAUGAAAAGGCUGUUCAGCUUCAGAAAAAUGUGGAGCAGACAACACAGAAAGCUGAGCAGACUCAGCAAGAAACUCUCAAGAUUCAUCAAGCAGAACUGAAAAAUAUGCAGGAUCAGCUAACAGACAUGAAAAAGCACAUCGACACUACCCAAAAUCAGUAUAAGGAUCUUCAGGCAAAGUAUGAAAAAGAAACUUCCGAGAUGGUCACUAAACAUGACGCAGAGAUCAGAGGCUUUAAGCAGAACUUGCUGGAUGCAGAAGAGGCACUGAAAAUUGCGCAGAAGAAAAACGAUGAGUUGGAAACACAGGCUGAGGAGCUGAAGAAGGAAGCAGAACAGGCCAGAGCUGCCAGGAUGGCAGAAGAUGUUUUCCAGACUGUGGAGAAGGUGACCAAAGAGAAGGAUGCCAUUCACAAAGAAAAGAUUGAAACUUUGGCCUCUUUGGAGAACUCUAGGCAGACAAAUGAGAAGCUGCAGAAUGAAUUGGACGUGCUUAAACAAAACAACCUGAAGAAUGAAGAGGAGCUUAGCAAAUCAAAAGAGCUUCUGAAUCUGGAGAACAAGAAAGUGGAAGAACUCACAAAAGAAUUCGAAGCGCUGAAGCUGGCAGCGGCUCAGAAGUCCCAGCAGCUUGCGGCUUUGCAAGAGGAGAACGUGAAACUUGCCGAGGAGCUGGGCAGGAGCAGGGACGAAGUCACAAGUCAUCAGAAGCUGGAAGAGGAGAGAUCAGUACUCAAUAACCAGUUGUUAGAGAUGAAAAAGAGAGAAUCAACGUUAAAAAAAGAAAUUGAUGUUUUAGCGUCGUUACAAAAAUCCAUCAGUGUUACUAGUGCCUUGAUCACACAAAAAGAUGAGGAGCUGGAAAAACUCAGAAAUGAGAUCACGGUGCUCCGUGGAGAAAAUGCUUCUGCAAAAACCUUGCAGUCAGUGGUUAAGUCACUGGAGUCUGACAAAUUGAAACUUGAGGAAAAGGUGAAGAACUUGGAGCAAAAACUCAAGGAAAACAACGAACAGCCUUUAACUGUCACCAGCUCCUCAGGUGACAUCGCUGCUCACCUGCUUCAGGAUGAAAUUGCAAAAGAGAAGCAGCACGAGAUUGACUUCCUGAAUUCGGUGAUAGUGGAUCUGCAGAGGAGGAAUGAAGAACUGAACUUGAAAAUACAACGAAUGUGCGAAGCAGCCCUCAAUGGCAAUGAAGAGGAGGUCAAUAACUACGACAGUGAGGAAGAAAGCCUGUCGAAGAAGAAACCUCGUCUCUUCUGCGAUAUCUGCGGCUGCUUUGAUCUUCACGACACUGAAGACUGUCCAACCCAGGCACAGAUGCUGGAGGAGCCGCCCCACUCGGCUUACCACGGCAGCAGGAGAGAGGAGCGCCCCUACUGCGAUACCUGCGAGAUGUUCGGGCACUGGACGGCCGACUGCAACGACGACGAGACCUUCUGACGCGCCGCCUGUCCGGGCGGAUGGACUGUGCGCGCCGGCUCGGCGGACGCCUCAUCCCACCAGCAUUUGUGUGCGCUGAAUGGCAGGAACAGGGACGGCGUUUCUUGACCCCCUCGCUCCCACCCCCUCGCUCCUCCGCUCCAGGAUCAGUACAUUGAUACGUGUGUUGCUCCUCCACUAA